Molecule: messenger RNA, 2491 nt
Organism: Eubalaena glacialis (North Atlantic right whale)
Lineage: Eukaryota; Metazoa; Chordata; Mammalia; Artiodactyla; Balaenidae
Gene: SERTAD4
Product: SERTA domain containing 4
Exons: 4
Coding region: 342-1397 (351 amino acids)
Cellular component (GO): nucleus
Source: RefSeq, a predicted model, not a curated record
UUUCUCACCCUGGGGGCAUCCUGCAGAACCUCUCCUCGGAAAUCCACGGGGAAAUGGCAAACAGGAUUGACGGGUUUCACACGCUCCUCGCUAGACAGAGCCGCUCAUUACCAUAACCGUCUGCAGCGACGGCGGCGCAGCGCCCCAGUCGCGGCGGCGGGACCUGCCGGGACCCUCGCCCGCCGCGCUCCAGCGGCCACCGCCGACCGGGCCGCCGGGCCGGGACCCACGCGAGUGUGCACCGGCGGCCGGGCUGGCGCCAAGCCCGGAGAGGGCCAGCAGCAGCUCGAGCGCCGCGGCCGCCGCCUCCCGGCUGACCCCGCGAUCUGAGGCUGUCAGAGAUGACUCUGGUUCUGUCCAUGAAUAGAUUCUGCGAGCCCAUUGUCUCGGAAGGAGCUGCUGAAAUUGCCGGGUACCAGACACUAUGGGAGGCUGACAGCUACGGAGGCCCAAGCCCCCCAGGGCCAGCACAGGCUCCUCUGCAGGGAGACCGGGGAGCUGGUCCCCCGCUGGCAGGAUCACAUUACAGGGGAAUUUCAAAUCCUAUAACAACAUCCAAGAUCACAUACUUUAAGAGGAAGUAUGUGGAAGAAGAGGAUUUUCACCCACCACUCAGCAGCUGUAGCCAUAAAACUAUCUCAAUCUUUGAGGAACGAGCCCACAUCCUUUAUAUGUCCUUAGAAAAGCUAAAGUUUAUCGAUGAUCCUGAAGUGUACCUCCGAAGAUCUGUCCUUAUAAACAAUUUGAUGAAACGGAUCCAUGGAGAAAUUAUCAUGCAGAAUAACUGGUGCUUUCCUGCCUGUUCUUUCAAUGGCACCUCUGCCCAGGAGUGGUUUAUGGCUCAAGACUGUCCUUACCGGAAACGACCUCGGAUGGCCAAAGAGGAGUGUGAAAAGUUUCAUGCCUGCUGCUUGUACCAAGAAUGUGGUGGUCACUACCUAAAUUUACCCCUUUCUGUCAAUGCUCAUGUCGGAAAUGCCUCCACCACUGCCUCUUCCUCCUCCUCCUCCUCAUCUUCCUCUUCCUCUCCCCCUCUGCCUUUACCGAGUUGUUCCCACCAGGUGGAUUUUGAUGUAGGCAGUGCACCUAUUUACAAGGGUGAUGGCCAGAUACCUGCCAAUGAAAUCUUUGUUACUAAUGUGAGGUCACUUGGUGUUCAGGAAAAGGCCAAAUUGAAUGAGAAAGCAAAUGAUGACACCAACAGGGAUGGUGGCCCCCUAAGCCAUGAACCUGUGGGAAAUGACCUUGCUUUUGAGUGCAAAGGCCAAUUUUAUGAUUAUUUUGAGACUGGAUAUAAUGAAAAAAGCAAUGUAAGUGAGUCGUGGAAAAAGUCCUUAAGGAAAAAGGAGCCUUCACCAAGUAACAAACUGUGCUGCAGCAAAGGAAGUAAAAUAUGAGCCACCUUCUCACCGAAACUUUGAAGCAUGCACAGCAUGAUCAAUUAGCUCUCAUAAAUUUUAUUUUGAAUGGAUUUUAUAGUUUUGUACAACUGAUACAAUUAUGCCAUGAACAUGCCAUGUCAUUUUAAUGCCUGGAGAGCAGAUUGCAUAAAACAUCUGUAUAGUAGGCAUCGGCGAGCUACUUAUAAAUGUGGUGACGUUACCAAGAAAACAGUUGACGCUUAAAAGUAUAUCUUAGUUUUCUUACAGAAAAGAUCAGUAGAUUAGAACAGGGGGCAAUGUGCCCCUGUGAUAUUUCCGUGACCUCCAGGAGCCUGUCACUAGCGAAGAACCUUCCACCUGUUUGCCACUUAAUUAGGUAGUUAUUUGGUAAGCAAAUCAAUAUAACCAGCAAAGAAUGUCUGCUUCUUCUCUAUGAUACAGUAUUUUUUUCUGACUAAAAGACUGAAGACAGGGAGCUAGGUGAAAUGGCUUCCUGGUGCUGUUAAGUAUUUGGAUUCAACAGUCUUGUGUGACAGAUGAAAAUAGGAUAGAACGUAAUGAAGCACACCUGUCUAGGGGCAGCAAUCAACAAUAUGAGUAGAGGCUAAUCCCUGCAAGUUCCCAGCUUGCCUGUGAUGGGUGAUGAGGCUUUUAGAGAUAUAUUAUACAGGGCGAUUUUUGGUGCCUUACUUUAUCUUAAUUUUUGCCAAUGUGAAAAUUAAGGAUAAAUCAGAGUACAGCAGGGAUUUAACAAACAGGAAAACAAAAAAACACAGGGUGGAUCAAUAUUGUUUGGAAACCGUUAAUGUCGAACUAUUGCGUUCAACUUUUGAUUCAACAUCUCUAUUCUUCCUUUGUUUUUGAUGCCCAAUUGCUUUCGGAUUUGGCAUUUUUAGAAAAGGAUGGAGGAAACAAUAGACAGAGCUGUUAGAAACCAGCACUGGCUGCUCGAGCUUUUCUAUGGCAACGGUCUGUUGCUGGGGUUUGGGUUUUCUGGGUUUUGGGUUGUUUUGUUUUGUUUUCUUGUCCAAUGAAGUUCAUGAACCAGUGGCAUGCAUCAUACUUUAAUCUGUUUUGCAUCAUUUCACUCGUUUAGAUUAUAAAAGCAU